Conger conger (European conger) is the source of this 1578-nucleotide messenger RNA. It is a transcript of the gene dusp11, whose product is annotated as dual specificity phosphatase 11 (RNA/RNP complex 1-interacting). Lineage: Eukaryota; Metazoa; Chordata; Actinopteri; Anguilliformes; Congridae. Gene Ontology annotation, biological process: protein dephosphorylation. The coding region runs from base 287 to 1198 and encodes 303 amino acids. The record is from RefSeq and is a predicted model, not a curated record. The transcript is spliced from 10 exons. Gene Ontology annotation, molecular function: protein tyrosine/serine/threonine phosphatase activity; polynucleotide 5'-phosphatase activity.
GUCAUCUCUAAGCUGCCGAAUUUGGUGACCUAUAAAUAUGUUCGAGUAGGGAUCUCGAAAUUUGAGUUAAUGUUCUGUUUCAUUAAUGAUACCUUGACGUGGCAGAAUUAAACUUGGCAGGAUCGACAUUGCUUGUGUUACAGAUAAUUUACUCAGUUUGAGAAGGGAAAAUGACAAGAGUUUCGCUAGGUUUAAUAAACUGAGCCUGGUCGGAGUUCCGGGUACUGCAACAACUUCAAUAUUGGAGUGUCAUAAGAGGAGUAUUUCUGAUUCAAAUAGAGUAGAAAUGCCGUUUAAAAAGAACAAAAUUCCAGACAGAUGGAUGGAUUACCAAGCCUUGGGAAAGAGGAUCCCCGGAACACGAUUCAUUGCAUUUAAAGUUCCCCUAAAACAGUCACUGAGGAAAUGCUUUCCAUCUUCCGAGGCCUUUGGCCCUUUUGAGCUGGUGCAUCAACUCGAGGAAGAGAAGGAAGAGCUGGGCCUCAUCAUUGACCUCACAUUCACAACACGCUACUACAGUCCCAUGGAUUUGCCUGACAGUGUGCAUUAUCUGAAGAUAUUCACUACUGGACAUCAAGUGCCAAGUGACCCAACUAUCCUUAGUUUUAAAAAGGCUGUGUACAGAUUUCUGCAGGAAAAUGAAAACAACGACAAGGUGAUUGGUGUACAUUGCACCCAUGGGUUGAAUCGUACUGGUUAUCUUGUGUGCAGGUAUCUGAUUGAUGUUGAAGGGAUUGUUCCAAGUGAAGCUGUCGCAUUAUUCAACAGGUCACGGGGCCAUCCCAUAGAGAGACAGAACUACCUUCAUGACCUGCUCUCUGGACCCCAGAGGAGCAACACAGGCAUAGAAGAGCCAGACCAGGAUCCUAUUCGGGGAAGUGCUGGCUGCAGUCAAGAUGGCCCUCCUGUCUGUAGAUGUUCACCCUUUAACAAGUCAUUGCAUCAGAGUCAGUCCUUUUCUGGCGCUCCUACUCACCCCCCUCUUCUUCCUCAUGAGCUGACGCCCUGUGGCCAAGAGCAAGCCUUGAGGAGGCCUCCACAGCGCCGUCCCCCACCUUGCCGUUCUGGUGCAGAGCAUAACCCCAGUGGUGGAGUAGCCUUAUCAUCAUGCCUGCAAGGCCCUCAAGAGAAACCACAGUCAGCCCCUGGGAAGCCCCAUAAGAAGCGCAACAAAAAGAACAAGGGAAACCGGUCUUGACCGAGAGACUCAAACAAACAAUCCCACUCUGCAAAGGCCAGACAUGCAGAAUGCCUAAACAAUCUUCUCCUGUGGAUAUUUUGGCAGCUUGGUGGAAGAGAAUGCCAUGGUUUAAAACAUGGCAGUUGGACAUGGUCUGUCAUUUUUGUAUAGUUUGAAAAGCUGACAAGUAAUCUGACUACAUUCUUGGCCUAUGGCAGCUAGCUAAAACUUGUCAAAACUGGCCAAUAUUCUUGUAAAUUCUGUGUUUGGAUACCUUAGGUAAAGGUUUGCAUUUUGUUUUAACCAAGCCUAUAUAGCAUAUUGCUUAUUUCUUUAUUGCCCAUUUUGAACGUAGUGUAACACAUUGUGCAACAAAUUAAAGUGAUUUUUACAGAGCA